AUGGUACCACGCAACGUCCGAUCCGAGGCAAAUCAAGUCUCGUCACGUAACUCUUCAUCGCCAUAUGAUUGGAGAGACGUACAGACUGCGCUCUCAAGCCAUGUCAUACAUGCAAGUUCGCCAGGCUCUCCUACCAGCCGUUCAACACGCCAGAGUACGCCAAAGACCAACAAAACCCCAUACAUAACCAAAGACAACGCCCAUGAAUUCACCCCGACAAGCACCAUCCUCGUGGGCCCCAAACACACACCUUUCCACCUGCACACCCACCUCCUAACCCAACACUCGUCCUACUUCCGCGCCGCCCUCGGUGGCCCCUUCAUCGAAUCAACCACAAACACCAUCACCCUCUCCGACAUCUCCCCCUCCCACUUCUCCCUCCUAGUAACCCACCUCUACACCUCCCGCAUCCCGCACCCCUUCAAAGAGGGAAAACCAGCCUACUACACCCUGCUCCACAGCUAUGCCCUCGCCGACCGCCUGGGUCUCGAAGCCGCGCGCAACGCUAUCAUCGACACGUUAAGCGCAUUAGCCGACUCAACGAAUAGCGUGCCGACGCCGUCGGAUACGUGGAUGUUGUACGAUGAGAUACGGGAAAAUGCACCGGUGAGGCGGUUAGUCAUUGAUCUUUUUGUGUUCAAGAAGACGGAUCGGUUGGUCGAGGGGCAUCCCGAGGAGUGGCAUCCAGGUGAAGUUGUCAAGUGA
Molecule: messenger RNA, 705 nt
Organism: Bipolaris sorokiniana ND90Pr
Lineage: Eukaryota; Fungi; Ascomycota; Dothideomycetes; Pleosporales; Pleosporaceae
Exons: 2
Coding region: 1-705 (234 amino acids)
Molecular function (GO): protein binding
Source: RefSeq, a predicted model, not a curated record